GAUAUUAAUGAUAUUAUUAAUGAUAUAAAUGAUAUUAAUGAUCACCUACUGCACACUGAAGGAGUGGAAACAGUUUGUCACACAGGGCAGGUCCGGGUCUGUGUUCUGGACUGUUUUCAGGCUUUUACGUUGAAGGCUUUGACCGGACGUGUGAAGGUUUAUUAUGGCUGUUUUGUCUCGUGCCCGUCUCGGUGCGGCGGAGCAGCGCGAGCCUCUCAGCUGUUUGAACCUCGGACGGUCCGCGUCCAGAUUCAAACGUUAAAAUAAAAAGUUUCCUCUGUUUGUUUUAAACUUAAUGUUGGAUCCGGUUUUAUUUUCCGGGUUCGGGUCUGAGAGGAAUGUGAGUCUCGGGUGUUGUUAGACUCUCGUUCUGGGUUUGCUGUGUCGCGUUGAACCGGAGAAAGAACCGGACCCGACCCGGCGUCACCCGACCCUGUCCCGGCGACGGUGUUUGGACCCAAACGGAACCCACAGACCGGGUCAAGAUGUCGGUUCUCCUGAGUCUCUUUCUAGUCCUGCACACAUGCCGGGGCUUCCCACACCAGCUGUCCGAGCCGCCCGGACGGUUCUCCCUCACCGACCCGCUGCUGGACUACGACCGGCUGGAUGAGGAGCUGGGAGGCGGCGGGGGGCGGAACGGGACCGGCUGCGGGCCGUGUGAGCCGGACUUGUGCCCGGAGACCCGGGGCUGCCGGGCCGGUCUGGUGCUGGACUCCUGCGGCUGCUGUAAGGAGUGCGGGAACCUGGAGGGUCAAGCCUGCGACCCGGGGGACCGCAGCGUCUUCUACGGGCUCUGCGGGACCGGGCUGCGGUGCCAGGCGGACCCGCGGCCCGCAGGAGGAGCAGAGGAGGAGGAGGAGGAGGAGGAGGAGGUGUGUGUGUGUGAGGAGCAGGAGGCGCUGUGCGGCAGCGACGGAGUCACAUACAUGAACAUGUGUCAGUUCAGAGAGACCGCUUUCUCCAGACCAGAACUCAAGAUCAGAGGGAGGGGGCCCUGCAAGACCGCAUCAGCGCUGCGCUGGAUGCUGGAUAUGCGGCGAGGUUGGCGUUACCGAGGUUGGCGUUACAUUUGGAUUUCUCAAACGGAGGUCAGCGACACCUCUGAGUCCUCUGACUUGAAGUUCAGUGAUAGCUGUUGUUUCUGUUUCAUUUUAAAAAACAGCGACUAAAAAGCCGUUUAGCUCGGCGCGAUGAGCAAAGUGGCAUCGGUUGCUAGGUAACAGACAUAAAAGUCGAUGCUAGAUCGAGUGUUUAGGAUUUGCUGACCUGAGAUAAGACAGGACUCCUAAACUGAGUUAGCUUGAUUUGCUCCUCUGAUACCAAACUGGGAGAAAUCCUCUCUGAGACUCUUUCUGUGAGACGGCCCCUGAGGGCCCCUGAGGGCCCCUGAGCUGUUCCUCACGCUGCAUUCUUGUCUGUUCUUGUGAAACGUCAACAAUCGCUGCUCAAAAGUCCGGACGUGUUCUCGCCAUGCCCGUUUUUACGCAGCCAGAUAUCCCAGAAUGCAUUUCGCACCAAAAAGUGAGAUUUUAACUUGAUUUUCCUCGUGUUGACAAAGAUUUGAUCACAAUCGUUUUGAACGUUCUGCCUCAGAUUUGUGAUUCUCUGUUCGGCCUCAGGUGUUCUGACCGUGAAGAAAAGUUUAAACCGCAGUUAACCUUUAACCUUUCCCUCAGGAGCAGAAAUCAAACUCGAUAAUUAUCGAUAUCGAAAGACAUGAAACUUUUUAUCGUGAUAAUCAAAUGAUAACACGAUAAAGAAUCUCAUAUCGUUUGAUAUCGACAACAAAUCUGAGGCAGAACAGUCAAAACUUAUUUCAUCAGAUUUGCACGAGAAGAAUCUCCUCAACAAAAUAAACAUUUGUUUGAAUUAAUUUAUUCAACAUUUCUCAUUUUGUUAAUUAAAUUAAUAAUUCUGAUUAUUCUGCCAUAUUUCUGUUACAUUCAGCUGUGUAGUUCAGGGGCCCUGGGAGAGAGGAGCGCUGCCUCAGGUAGCUCCUGCUGUCAGGAGUAAUCUGAUCACCAGGACCAGGUCUGACCGGGACCCCCCUGUUCAGACUCCACCCGCCUCUGCCGGUGUCUGAGGACAAACGCUGCUCCUCCUCCUGCUGCUGCUCCUCCUCCUGCUGCUCCUCCUCCUGCUGCUGCUCCUCCUCCUCCUGCUGCUCCUCCUCCUCCUCCUCUUCCUCCUGCUCUUCCUCUUCCUCCUCCUCCUGCUGCUCCUCCUCUUCCUCCUCCUCCUGCUCCCCCUCCUGCUCCUCCUCCUCCUCCUACUAAACUACAGCGUCUGCCUGAAUAACAGGAAACAUGUGACACACUGACACUUUCAGAAUAAAAGCGUGAAAAGGUUUCUAGAACAAGCCCCCGCCCCCUCAUGUUAGAGGCUGCAGUGAUUGGCUGCGGGCUGCACAUGUGUAGAGG
Messenger RNA from Micropterus salmoides (largemouth bass), 2420 nucleotides. RefSeq names its product kazal-type serine protease inhibitor domain-containing protein 1-like. The transcript has 2 exons. Gene Ontology annotation, molecular function: insulin-like growth factor binding. NCBI's taxonomy places the organism in Eukaryota, Metazoa, Chordata, Actinopteri, Centrarchiformes, Centrarchidae. Gene Ontology annotation, cellular component: extracellular region. The coding region runs from base 486 to 1169 and encodes 227 amino acids. The record is from RefSeq and is a predicted model, not a curated record. Gene Ontology annotation, biological process: regulation of cell growth; regulation of signal transduction.